Molecule: messenger RNA, 2018 nt
Organism: Asterias rubens (European starfish)
Lineage: Eukaryota; Metazoa; Echinodermata; Asteroidea; Forcipulatida; Asteriidae
Product: A-kinase anchor protein 17A-like
Exons: 5
Coding region: 223-1779 (518 amino acids)
Source: RefSeq, a predicted model, not a curated record
CUCAAGUCGAAGUCGCCGUUUCGGACACGGCCUAAAUGCGUAGGAUGGCGCUAUAUAAUGAGACCGUUAACUAAACUAACCAAUACAACAUUAUUUUUAUACUUUAUGGUUAAAAAGUGAAAACUUGAAAAAUACGAUGUGAUUUGGAUGCGUGCCUGAGGUACUUCAGUUGAUGUUGCAGUGGGUCAUCUCUGACCAACAAUUCUGGGCAAUUCUGUCAUCAUGACAACACAGCUAUGUUUCAACCAGUCAGAGGCAGUCGAGCUCCAUGGUCCCCAUGGGCUGUACAUCAAACCUAUCGCCAAGCUCAACAUCUCCGUAACGCUGCCGCAGAUGAAGACAGAAGGGAAGUCCAUCAGCAACUGGGAGGUCAUGGAGAAGCUGAAGCGGAUGGCCAAGCCUGAUUCCUUCCUGGUCCUGAGAGUCAGCAAGAGCUCCCUGGAGUUCCUCCGCUUUGAGGCUGAGGUGGAAGCCAAAAGUCUUAUCAAAGUCCUGAUCCUUAGACUCGACGGGAAGGUCAUCAAGCUCAGUGGAUUCCCAGAGCCGCUCAAGGUCAGAGCAGCUGAGGCGAAGAUAAACUUCCCCAACCGUCACGAUUGGGACUCGUUCUUCCGCGAUGCCAAAAACAUGAAUGAGAGCAAUCACGGCGAGCGACCAGAUACAAUCAAACUGGAAGGCUUACCUUGCAAAUGGUUUUCCUCAACGGCAGAGCCAGACAAACCCAGUGAGCUGAUCAUCAAGAAGAUAUUUGAGCUUUUCGGGGAGAUAAGAAACGUGGAUGUUCCAAUGCUUGAUCCGUACAGACAUGAGUCUCAGGUCAUCGGGGGAAACUUCAGAACGUUUUCAUCCUUCAGUACGCUGACAUUUGAAGUCUACGUUCAGUAUAGCGAGUACAUUGGAUUUGUGAAGGCGAUGGAUGCUCUGAAGGGCAUGAAGCUACUGAAGAAAGAAAUGAGCUCGGAGGAAGGGAAGGAGGGCAAAGCCUAUACAGCAGACAUCAAGGUUGAUUUCGACAAAACUCGUCACAUGAGUGCCAAAGCCAUCCGGAAACGAGAGAAAGAAAGAACGAGACUGAUUGAACUUGAGAAAGCCAGAGAAGACCAGAAACGCUUAGAAAGAGAAGAGGAAGAAAAGAAACUGGAAGACGAAAGGAGGAGGAAAGAGCAGGAGGAGUUGUACAAGAAGCAGCGCAAACAGGCCAAGCUGACACGGCGCGAGGAACGGAGGCAGCAAAGAGAAAAGAAACGAAGACGAAUUCAAGAGGAGAAGAAGAGAAUCAAACAGGAGGCAGAGUUGCAGCGUCGGAUAGCGCUGGAGGAACGCAAGCUUCUCAUAGCACUCAGGCAGCUAGAGUCAAUCAGGUUGCUGACUGAGCUUCUUGAGAGAGUCAAGGUUGUGAGACAGCAAGAGGAGGUUCAGCAGCGUCUUGAGGAGCUAGAGAGAGAAAGACUGAGACAACUCGAAGAGGAGAAGCAACGGAAGGAGGAAGAAGAGAAGAUGAAGUUGAAGGAGGAGGCGAGAAAGAGGCGAGAGCUGAGACGCCGAGAGGCGCACCUCAAGCAGAGACUGACAAAGAACCUCAAGACUCGAGAGGAACAGGAGCAGGAGAAGAAGAGAGAAGGCCUCAGGCAGAAAAUUAGAGGCAGAUCUAGGCUUAAGUCUGCCGUCAUUCAGGACACAAAGUUUCGUCUCGAUGACUACGAGGAGUAUGAUCGGAGAAAGAGAGAGAAGAAUAAGAAGCCUAAGAUAAGAUCUGCUGUGGUGUACAAGACGAGGUAGCAUCACCUGCAUGUGUUGAGCGAGACUGCGUUUCAUCACAGAGAGAUAGUUUAAGAUAAGGGACUAAGAUAAAAUCUGUUGUGAAGUACAAGACAAGGUAGCAUCAUGAGCGAGACUAAUGUUUUAUCACAUAGAGAUAAAGGACUAAGAUUAAGGUCAGGUCUGCUGUGGGAAAAAUUUGCUUAGCAUGAAAUUUCUUCCUUGAUAAAAACAAGGUCACCAACCAAAUUUUAAUUUGU